Podarcis lilfordi (Lilford's wall lizard) is the source of this 14042-nucleotide messenger RNA. Lineage: Eukaryota; Metazoa; Chordata; Lepidosauria; Squamata; Lacertidae. The record is from the annotation of a GenBank genome assembly.
AGAGCGACCCCGUCCUCUCCGCCCCUCAGACGAAGAAGCGAGGCCUGAGGCUGCAGCGGCGGCGCGGGCGCGCGGUGCAUUGUGGGCGCCUGCUGAGGCCUCUCUUGCGCAAGGGCCGCGGGAUGGCAGCAGCGGCCUGCGCGGCGGCGGCGGCGGCACGAAGCCGGUGCUGGGCGGCGGUGGCGCUGAGCCGGGCCAGGGCCUCCUCCUCGUCGUCGUCGUCGUCCUCGUGCGGCUCCGGGCUGCCCUGCGGAGCGGCGGCGGCGCUGCGAGGGGCGGCGCGCGGGACGGGCCUGUGGGCGUGGCCUGGCCUGGUCCCCCGGAGGGCCCUUUCUUCACGGUGAGCGGAGAGGGACGGGGAGCCACGGCGGGGGGGGGCUUCAGGGAGGGGGGAGCUUGUGUGGGGUGGGGGCCGCAGCUGGGAAGAGGGGCUUGAGCAGGCAGCCCCAAACUCGGCCCUUCAGCUGUUUUGGGACUACAACUCCCAUCAUCCCUAGCAAACAGGACCAGUGGUCAGGGAUGAUGGGAGUUGUAGUCCCCAAACAUCUGGAGGGCCGAGUUUGGGGGUGCCUGGGCUUGAGGGUACAGUGGGGGGAUGGGGGGUCUUACUUUUCAGGACGACCUCCUCCCCCACAUUCCAACAAUUUCUGGCUGUAUCCAUAGUGGAGGUCAGGGAAUCCACUGAGGCCGAGGACAUUCCACCAGGGCUCUGAUCGGGAUCCCCCCCAAAUUCUUGCAUGCCAACUGGGUAAACCCCGUUAAGCUUCUCAUAGGUAUGUUGCAUCCCCCCCCCUUUCCUCAUUCAUGUCCUGCUGGCGGGCUUCCCACUGGGGCCCUUCCGUUAUGGAAGCAGGAUGCUGGACUAGGUGAGUCCCCUUUGGCCUGACCCAACAGCCAGGGCUUCCUUCUGUUUGUCACUUCCUAAAUAGCUGCUGAGUGUGUUUGUGCCCGUUGCUCCCUCUAAUAGCAAACUUAGGUGGCAAUUGCCAACAGAAAGGAGGCCCAAGCAGAGUUGUGUGGUCAGGUGUUUUGCAGAGAUUAAUCUGUCCCUGGAGGUUAACAGUUCAUAAAUAUACUUGUAGGUUCUGCUUUGUGGGGGGUGUGGAGUCUUAGAAACAGAGAUAUGAAAGCUAGGAGCUAAACGGCACCUUAAUCGUGGGUUAUGGGCGCAACAACAGAAUGUCUAGGCACACUUUUUAAUAACAAGAAUGCAAAGCUGAAAAUGAAUGAACUGCAGCUAAAAUCUUUUGUUCAUUUUUCAAAUGGUCUAGUCCUUCCCCUGCCCACCCCCAUAAUAUUCUUAAGAGGGUCUCUUCUCCAGUCUUCAGAGAGUGGCUGGAAAUGGGGAGGAAGAAAAACAGCAGUGGCAUUUUUAGUCUGAAAUCUUAGGCACAGUAUUGCGCCCAGAGCUCAGAAACUGCUCGUGCUAAUGAAAUUCCCUGCCGCAAAAUGUGCCUAGAACGAUGGGAGUUUCAAACGCUGGGUGUGUGCAAUAUUAUGGCGAGAGAGAAAGAGAAAACCUGAAGGCCUACCAACCACACCAAGGGGCAAAAUAGUGGCUUGUGGGGGUGGAGCCCAGUGUAUAAAGGUGCCUUGAGAGAGAAGUUCUCCCAUUCUUAUUAGAAUGACGUGAGUUAUCAUUGGUCAUUGAUGCCGCUACCUUGUUGCUAUUGUUUAAGCUGGCCUUCACCAACCAAGGGCCCUCCAGAUGUUUUGAACCGCAACUCUCAUCCAGCAUGGCUGUAGGUUGCUGGGGGCUGAUGGGACUUGUAGUCCGAAACGUUUGGCAGGCACCAGGUUGGAGAAGUCUGGUUUAAAGCAUUUGUAGUCGGGAACCCUUACAGGUCUCCCGCAAAUCACUUUGACGCCUGCUUGCUCCUGCCUGACUUUGCCAGUGCAAAAUGAGAUUUCACUUUGCACCUAAUUCAGCUCUCAAAACAGGACCCACAGGCACAGUCCCCUGUGUUCUUAUCCCCAGAGCUAUGCUGCUUCGGGAUGUGCAAGGCUCUUUUUAACCAUCAUGACCAACAUCCACCGAUAGACUUCCCUCCCUCGCGAGUUUAUCUGUUCCUUUCAAAAGUCAUCUGAGCUCUUGGACAUCAUGACUGUAGUUACCUCUGGAGUUAAACUUUAAACAAGUAGCUUUACUUUAUUCAUUGUUACUUUCUUGUUGUAUUUGUUGUGAGUGGGGCAGAUCAGCAUCACUGGGCUCCCAGCUGAAUAGGAGUCUGAAAUCUGAGCUGUGGUUGGGAGGGGGGCGGGGGGCAACGUCCAAAGCCAGUUCAGAUUUGCAACUCAGUGACCAACACUCUGGGCGAGCCUUCUCUCUGUCCUCACCCUAGGAAUCGCCCUGAGGGCAAAGUGCUGGAGACGGUGGGUGUAUUUGAAGUGCCAAAGCAGCAUGGGAAAUAUGACACGGGUCAGGUAAGUGGGAAAUAUGACACAGGUCAGUUUUUUGUGUGGCAGGGUGGAAUCAGAGGCAUUGGAAGCCUGUUGCUCUACAAUGGAUUGGGUCAGCUUGGGAUCCUCUCUUUUUGGUGUCCCCAUCUCUUUUGCAGUUGGUGCUACUAUAAAGGGACACCUCCCGACCAUAUUCUGCAAGCCCAGCCUUAUAAAGGGACCCUUGUCUGGUUGGCCACAGGAACACGCAGAUUUUUUUGCUUCAAGGCAACCAGGCACAGAAGCUUUUCUCAGUGGAAAAGAAUGUUGGCUCUUGUAAGCCAUCACUGUGACACAGUAUGGAUGUGUGAAGACUGUCAGGACCUGUAGCAUUUUUUUUGUCCUGCCCACAGCUGCAUUUUUGGCUUCCUUCACAUGACCUUUACUGGAGCCUUUGUCGUUUGUUUUGACGACCCCCCCCGCCGGACUCUGGAUUAGGUAGCAGUAGAUGCCCUAAAGCUGCCCACCUCCCUCCCUUCUGAAGCUGGUUCCUUGGAGCUGCCAUUUCUCACCGUGAUGGUUGGAGCAAAUUCUGCUUUCUCUUCUGCCUUGGCCUGCCUCGCUUGACGCUUUCUCUUGUCCUGCCCCCUGUGCUCUUUUCUUUCAGCUAUUUCUCCACAGUGUAUUUGGAUACCGGGGGAUAGUCCUGUUUCCUUGGCAAGCCAGGCUGUACGACAGAGACGUGGCUUCCCCGGUGCCUGAAAAGUAAGGAAGGAUUGGUGUUUCACUCACAGGCAGCCAGAAAUGGGGAGGGAGAGGAGCAUGUUAAGAAGCUCAGUGCGCUUUAAGUUGUUGUGGUUGGUAUUUAGAGUGGGCAGUGGGCAGAGCUUGCCCUGCUUUAUUUAAUCAUUUUGUUGAAUGUAAUUUAUAUACAGCUUACUCCAAGUGGUUUACAGUAAACAAUUUUUUUAAGUCAUUGAAAAAUACAGUUGUACCUUGGUUCUCAAACAGAAUCUGUUCCGGGAGUCCGUUUGACUUCCGAAAACGUUCGAAAACCAAGGCACGGCUUCUGAUUGGCUGCAGGAGCUUCCUGCACUCAGUCGGGAGCCCCAACGGACAUUUGGGCUCCAAAGAACAUUCGCAAACCAGAACGCUCACUUCCAGGUUUGCGGAGUUCGGGAGCCAAAACGUUCAAGAACUAAGUUCCUAACUGUAUUUGCUUCCAUAUUGAAGGACCCUGGGGUUUUUUGCAUUUAUUUACACCAAAAUAGCUUCUAACCAGUUUAAAAGUAUAAAAACAAUGAUGACAUAUUUACACACAGUUAACAUAAGCAAUAAAAUAAUUUCAUUAGCACAGUAAAAACAUACCUAAUUAAAAUAAAGGAAAUUCAUUAAGAAAGCUUCAGACACCAAGGUAGUGGAAUACAGUGGUACCUCGGGUUAAGUACUUAAUUCGUUCCAGAGGUCCGUUCUUAACCUGAAACUGUUCUUAACCUGAAGCACCACUUUAGCUAAUGGGGCCUCCUGCUGCCGCUGCGCCACCAGAGCACGAUUUCUGUUCUCAUCCUGAAGCAAAGUUCUUAACCUGAGGUACUAUUUCUGGGUUAGCGGAGUCUGUAACCUGAAGCAUCUGUAACCCGAGGUACCACUGUAUAUAUGUGACUUUUGAGAUUUUCCGGUUUGUAACAUUCCUCUCCUUUCUCGUACAAGAGGCUUUUUUCUUCCCCAAUGAGGCUGAGCUGCCGCCCUGUGUCAGAGACGGCCCAUCCACACUUGCUCUGUGAAAUGUGAAAUCUGUUGUGGAUUUAGCAUAUAACCAGGCCUUUGCCUGAUCGAGCCUUCUGUAGCCUUUUAAAUGUGUUUCGGGUGUGUGAGUUAAUGGUUUGGUUUUUGCUCUGUUAUGUAUUUUGUGUUCUCAUUUUGUAUUUUUAUGUUGUGAACCACCCUGUGAUCUUUGGAUGAAGGACAGUACACAAAUUUUAAUAACAAUAACAAUUGUAAAAAUAUUAACAGAAGAGGUUCUAAAAACACGCUGUGUGUCUUGAUUCAGGGGUGAGAAUGCAGCUGGGCACGGAUCCAAGGAAGUGAAAGGCAAGACGCACACGUACUACCAGGUUCUCAUAGAUGCUCGGGACUGCCCACAUAUAGUAAGUGCUUCAGCCUUCCUCCCCUUGCCCCCCCCUCCAUGCACGACUAGGAUGCCAUACAGAGCAGGGAGGGAGCCGGUUGGAGGAUCCAUCUAAGGGUGCCUUACAUCAGAGGUGGUUAACACAUGGCCUUUGUUAUUAAUUGUUGUGUUGGUUAAAUUUGUAUCCUACCCUUCCUCCAAAGAGUUAAGCUGUGGAACUCCCUCCCACAGGAGGCAGCGACGGCCCCCAGCCUAAAUGACUUUAAAAGAGGGUGAGGCCAAUUCAUGGAGGAGAGGGCUAUUGUUGGCUACUAGCCAAGAAGACUAUGCUCUGAUUCCCCGGUCAGAGGCAGCAAUGUUUCUGAAUGCCAGCUGCUGGAAACCACGGGAGGGAAGAGUGCUGCUCUUGUGGUCAAAUCCUGCUUGCGGGUUUCCCAUAAUUGUCAUCUGGUUGGCCACAGUGAGAGCAGGAUGCUGGACUAGAUGAUUCAUUGGCCUGAUCCAGAAGGGCUCUUCUUAUGUUCAGGACCACCCCUUUCCAUAUGAACCGACUCAGACCAUGUAAUCUUCAUCCGGUGUCCUCCUUUGUACUUCCUCUCCACAACAGUUCUGGAUGGUGGCAAUAUGAGAGCUGGCCUUUGCUGUGGUGGCUCUCCAUUUGUAGGCGAGGCUUGUCAGGCGCCAUCAUUACAUGUAUUUAGAUGGCAGGCAAAAGCAUUCCUCUUCUUCCACGCCUUUAGCUAAUUAAAUCCAUGGCCUUUUAAACUGGGUGGGUGUUAUUGUUUGAUUUGUUAUUGUGGUAUGUAUUUUUGUGUUUUUAAUCUGUGAACCAUUCUGUGAUUCACAAAAUAGCAGAAGCUCUCAAGUGCUGUCUUUGCCAUUUCUUCCUCAGUCUCAGAGAUCGCAGACGGAAGCAGUGACUUUCUUAGCGAACCAUGAUGACAGCAGAGCCCUCUAUGCAAUCCCAGGUGAGCAAGGUGUCCCUGUGGCUGCCUGGGGAGGGUCCAGGAGGCUGCCCAACAUUUCCCCAGGCUCUGUGUGUAAAUCCCUGAAGUGUUCAUGCAGGGGAGUGGGAAGCUGGUUUUAUUAUUCAUUAAAUUUAUUCCCUGCACUUCCAGGGUGGGGCAAAGAGCAAAGCGGUAAAACAUGCUCUGUUAGGGUUUUAUUCAACCAUCUUCCACUCAGAGUAGACUCAUUUAAAUUAAUGGAUCUACCGUAUUUUCCGGCGUAUAAGAUGACAGGGCGCAUAAGAUGACCCCCCAACUUUUCCAGUUAAAAUAUAGAAUUUGGGAUAUACUCGCCGUAUAAGACUACCCCUCUUCCAACGCACACCAAAUAAAAAUUUAAAAAACCAGUCUCCAGUCCGGUUCAGAAAUCCGCUCCACUUCCCAGUGGCCGGGGGCCUCUGGGGCCAAUUUUCAAGCGUAUUUCUGCUUCAUCUAGAGAGCUUGGUGUCCUCUGAUUUAAUUUGCUGUCGUUUUAUCCUUUGGUGGGGAGUUGCUGCAGGAGCUUCUGCUGUAGCCGGCGUAUAAGACGACCCCCGACUUUUGAGAAGAUUUUCCUGGGUUAAAAAGUAGUCUUAUACGCCAGAAAAUACAGUAUGUGAAUUGUGGCCAUUCAUUUCAAUGGGUCUACUUUGUGAACUGUUGCGGGGUUUUUUCUUUUACAAUCAAGUGAUGGUCUUCUUUUUUAAAAAAAACAACACAUAUCUACUAGGCGAUAUAAAGGAAUAGGUUAGCCUUUUUCCUUUUGUGGACUAGUUUUUUAAAUCUUAUUCCAUGCUUACCUGACUUGUGUGCUUAUGGUCAGUUCUAUAUAAUAUAAACAUAUGAAAAUCUCAUUCAAUUCGGCAAAUAGGCCCCCAUCUGAUCAGGCACCUAGACCAGCGAUCAGCCUGUCGCUCGGUGGCAGAUCAUCUGCUUUGCAUGUAGAAGGUCCUGGGUUCAGUCCCCAGGCAGGGCUGGGAAGGGCUCCUGCCUGAAACCCUUGAGAGUUGCUGCCCGUCAGUGUGGACGGGACUCAGCUAGAUUGACCAGUGGUCUGACUCAGGAUAAGGCAGUUUCCUAUGUAACAUUUGAAACCUGGUCUAUAUUUGGAACCAUGAGGACUAGAAUCUUUAGAGUCACUACUUCAAAAGGCAGCUUCCUAUGUUCCUCCGAGUAGGAUAAUUUGUUGUCUUUUGUGGGCGUGUCAGCUGGGGCUUCUGGACAGGAUUGUGUUCUGAUUCUGAAGCUGAGGAUAAUAACUGAUGCACUUGGCUGCUGUUACCUGGCCUCUGCAAAUACCUAGAUGUGUGUUUUUUCUCUGGGAUCCCCUUCUAGGACUUGACUAUGUAAGCCACGAAGACAUCCUUCCAUAUACCUCCACCGACCAGGUGCCCAUCCAGCACGAGUUGUUCGAACGGUUCCUCCUGUACGAUCAGACGAAAGGUGAGUUCUUACUUGGGGGGAAAGGCUGCAAAGGCCAAUAUGUUCUCCCCCUCUAAGAGAGGCAGACAUGGGCUGAAGCCCAGCUCAGUGCUUUCAGUGGUGCGCCAGCUCAGCCAGAAGCCGCAAUAAAUGUGGCCUUUUUUCUGAUUUCCCCCUUCUUCUUAUGCAAGGUGAAUGCUACAUUUUAAAAACCUUUUGUGGCAGAUUUUUGUUCAACAGACACACCAUUGUGACGUUUGAGACAGCUGUACUUGGUCAGAGCAACAGUGGCCGCUGGGGGACCCCCAGAUGAGGAGUUCCUGGGCCUAUAAACCAUGCAGGCUUUAAAAAACGGCAUUCCCUCGCCUUAGCUUAGCACAUAGGAAUGAAGUCAUGUUGUGAGAGAGGAAAAGCCUUCCUGCAUGAGCAGAGCUGGGUGCCUGAUUCAUCGAGAGGAACAGGGUGCCUCCCCUCCUUAUUGGGUGAGCUCAAGGAUGAGUUCUUCCUGCGCAAACAUUCUUGAUACUUUCUUAAUAUAACCUCAGUAAACAGAUUACUCACACACUCUUUUCCUCCACAUCUGUUCACGUACAAUUUAUAUAGCAAUAAUAAUAAUUUAUUAUUUAUACCCCGCUAAUCUGGCUGGGCUUCCCCAGCCACUCUGGGUGGCUUCCAACAAAAUAUUAAAAUACUGUAAUGCACCAAACAUUAAAAGCUUUCCUAAACAGGGCUGCCUUCAGAUGUCUUCUAGAAGUCUGGUAGUUGUUGUUCUCUUUGACAUCUGGUGGGAGGGCGUUCCACAGGGUGGGUGCCACCACCGAAAAGGCCCUCUGCCUGGUUCCCUGUAACUUGGCUUCUUGCAGUGAGGGAACCACCAGAAGGCCCUCAGAGCUGGACCUCAGUGUCUGGGUAGAACGAUGAGGGUGGAGAUGCUCCUUCAGAUAUACUGGACCGAGGCCAUUUAGGGCUUUCAAGGUCAGCACCAACACUUUGAAUUGUGCUCGGAAACGUACUGGGAGCCAGUGUAGGUCUUUCAAGACCGGUGUUAUGUGGUCUCGGCAGCCGCUCCCAGUCACCAGUCUAGCUGCCGCAUUCUGGAUUAGUUGUAGUUUCCGGCAUACUGUAAAGCGCAUAUAGCAAAGCGCAUACUGUAAUUCCCACUUCAACUUGCUUCCCCAAAAGUCUUGUCCACGUUACUUUCUGUGGGUAAACACCUUCUGUGCUUACUUUCCCUUGGAAAUACCUUUUCCUCUCUCUCCCUCCCCUCCAGUUCCACCCUUUGUGGCAAGGGACACACUGUGUGCGUGGCAGGAGAAGAACCACCCGUGGCUGGAGCUGUCCGACGUGCACCGGGAAACCACAGAGAACAUUCGGGUCACAGUGAUCCCCUUCUACAUGGGCAUGCGGGUAGGUGCCUGGCCCCGUGCCCCUUGGAGGCCUCGCUGUGGGUACGCCUGUCAGCAGCAGCCGUUGUUUCUGACACAAGUCGUGGUGCCGCCAAAGCCUCAGGGACCUUGAAACGGGAGCAGCUGGUUGGGUGGCCCUUCCAGGGGAACGUGUCGCAGACCCUGCAGGUUUCAUACACCAUCCUCAGGCCUGUAUCUUGCGUCGCAAAGCGAAUGGGUCCAUAUCUUUAGGAAAUCAUCCUGUGUGGCUGGUUCUCUCCCACACUGUCCCAGGGUUGCAAGGAGAAAGGGCUGUUGUGCUAGGUCAGGCAAAAGGGUCAGUUGGGCUUCAGGGCACUGGCCGUUCUCUAUGGCUUGUCUAAACAGGAAUGCUUUUAGCAGGCACCAAAAGGGGUCUUCUCAAUAUCAGUUGUCAGGGCUUUAGACAGAGAUUCCCAUUAGUUGCCAUGAAUAAACAGAAACCUGCUGUGAGUGAGACCCCUCCAGACUUCUUGAAAAGCCGCUAAGGCAGUCUUCUUUCUCUUUGGCGAUCACUUGUAGCCGAGUAAGCUUGCAAUGCCCAUCGUAGGCCACCCCUUCCUUGUCUCUCCCAAGGAUGUGGGGCUUGGAAAUCCCGUGGGGAGCGGCCGGUAGCCAUGGGUUUCUGACAUGGAGUGCACUGUUUAUGACAAAGGCCGCCUUCUCUUCUUCUCUCCUGCAGGAAGCCCAGAAUUCCCACGUCUACUGGGUGAGUGCUCUUUCCCCUGGGCUUGCAUGCUAAGGGUGGAGUGGCGGAGAGGGCUCUGGCCUUGCAAGGGUGUCUAGGCCUCUGUGGGCAGCCCCCCCCCCUUUUCUGGCUGGGAAGCCCUUUGCUGUUGGCUCUCCUGCUCUGACUGUGACUCCUCACUCCUUCUCGCCUCAAGUGGCGCUACUGCAUCCGCCUGGAGAACCUCAACAACGAAGUCGUGCAGCUCCGGGAACGGCACUGGAGGAUAUUCAGCUUGUCGGGCACGCUGGAGACAGUGCGCGGCCGAGGGGUCGUGGGGAGAGUAAGUGCCCCCCCUGGAGGGGGUUUAAAACUGGCCUUUUAUCUCUUGCCUCUGAGUACCAGUGGCUGGCUCUGCGGGGGGGCGGGGGGCUCUUGUGCUCGGGUUUUGCUAAAGGUCUACUCACUGGGGCUUCUGGUGGGCUACUGUGACAACAGGAUGGGCCACUGGUUUGAUGCAGCCGCAGGCUCCUACCAUGAUUGUUAAUAUUCAUUUCGUUUCUGUAUCUAUAUUUUUAUAGAACACAAAAUCUCAAAGUGGUUUAGCAACCCUACAUUAAAACAUUACUGAAGAAAGUCAAAUAUAAAGUCUACAUUCAAAACCACAUAAUACAGGAAGCUGAGAUAUUAUCUUUAAAGCUUUCAAAAUGAAACAUUGCAAAAGAGGUCAGCUGCAGAAUGCACAUUUAAUGCAGCAAAGUUAACAAAAAAAAAUCUUUAACAUAUCAAAGGAAACCAUUACUGAAGGAAGUCAGCUAUAAAAUGCACAUUGAAAACAGCAUAAUUGGCAAGAGAAUGAAAUAUUGUCUUAAGCAUAGAAUGUGUCUGCUGCUGUUGCUGCCAGUCCUGCCAGGGGUGGUUCAUGGCGGGCAGCGGCUGUGGAAGCUCAGGCUGGAAGACCUGGGUCUGCACGGAAAGACAGCCAAGGUGGUCUCUGGCCUCAGCUUUUGUAGCUGGAGUCAGCCAGGUCCCCACCCACCCAGGCCAGGUGGAAAAGGGCCUGCAAGGUCUUCCAGGUCUCACAGCCGGUCUUAUGUUCUUCUUCCUGGAAGAAGUCUCAAACAGAACAAAGCAGUUUAGCAUGAACAACUCCCAUCAGCCCCCAGAUGGUUGGUGAAGGUUGUUCUUAUGCAGAGCAGGAGGUGAGGCGGGAGGCGGCUCUCCAGUGAUGCUUCGUUUUCUCUCCCCAGGAGCCAGUCCUGUCCAAAGAACAGCCAGCCUUCCAGUACAGCAGCCAUGUCUCCCUGCAAGCAUCCAGCGGCCACAUGUGGUAAGGAACCGGAGGCUUCCAGAGCCACAGCAGGAAAGACCAGAGAGGAGGGUGGGAAGCCAGCUUCCCUGGGGGCAGCCUCCCCAAGGUGGCAGCGGCCAGAUGGCUAACGGGCAGGUUGGCCAGGUGGGGUGAGAAACAUGCCUUGGGAGUGUAUUGAAUCAGAGGGCUGGUGUUUAUAGGUCCCUCAGGUUGGCCCUGGCCACUUCUGAUCAUCAAAUCUUAACACAGUAUCACCUCUUACCAGCCACGAUGGCUCUGCCCUGUCUCCACUGUUGGAGGCAGCAAUGCUUCUGAAUGCCAGUGGCUGGAAACCACAGGAGGGGGAAGAUCUGGUAGGAUGCUGUGAGAACAGGAACCUGGACUGUUUUGAGCCUCCUUUGGCCUGAUCCAGCAGCCGCUACUUACAUUCUUACGUUAACUGCCACACAAUUGGAGGCUUCCCUUUUCCUGCCUGGUGUGUUUAUGAAAUGUGUUCAUAAACGGAAGAGUUUUGCUGUUAGAUGUCUCUGCCAAUAAUAGGUUUUAUCUGAUGUUUGUCCUACUCAGAGCAGACUGGCUGAAAUUAGGUCUGUUAAUUUCACUGACUCCGCUCUAGGAGUAAAAUUCAGCUGGAUGCAUCCCAGUUCCUCCAGCCCACCCUGGUUCUGAUGAGCUGCUUUAAAAAGAAUGUGCAGCAUCAGCUGCCAGACUCGUUGGGAAGCGUAAAGGAAGGAAAGAUGGAAAGUAUCGGAGCAGGGAAAGGAGACUAGCUAACAGAUAACAAGGAGGAGAGGACUAUCGAUGGCUGCUACCCACGAUGGCUACUCUCUGCUGCCAUGGUGGGAGGCAGAAAUGCUUUUAAUGAUCAGUUGCUGGAAACCCCAGGAGGGGAGAGGGCUUGUGGGUUUCCCUUUGGGGAAUCUGGUUGGCCACUGUGAGAACAGGAUGCUGGACUAGAUGGGCCCCUUUGGGCUUGACCCAGCAGAGCUCUCUUUAUGGUCUUGUUGAAAGAAGAAGCUGGAGUUAAAAUUGCGGUACAGAUAUAUUUUCUCUUGCCUAUUGUGGCAGUGCAGUCCUCCUGAGUUAACAGGUUUUAAGAUAUAAUAAACGGGAAUGGCCCCGAACAGAGUGACUUGGUUGUGUCCCCCCGCCCGCCCUCUAACCUGCUCUGGGUCACCCCUCACUCUGAGCUCUGCUUUUGCUCCGUAGGGGCACUUUCCGCUUUGAGCGGCCCGACGGCUCCCACUUCGACGUCCGGAUCCCACCCUUUUCCCUGGAAAGCAAUAAGGACGAGAAGACGCCCCCUUCUGGCCUCCACUGGUAGAGCAGCCCUCAGGACAGCUUGGCUUUCCCCCAACUUACCCACAAACAAACAGCCCCCUUUCUUCCUCUCUCAGGGGCUGACGCUAGUUCUGGUUUUUCUUUUAAGAAAACACAAAAACUUGGAAACGCACCCCCCCCCUCCGUUUCUUUUUCACAAUGGCCGGAAUCUGGAGAGUUUGCUUGGAAUUCAAACCUGGCUUGUUUCAUGGCCGCUUGGCACCAUCAGCCCCCCGCCCCAGGGACUCAAGAGUACUGGGCCACCUGGGACAAACCUGCUGUUGAUGGAGCCCACGGGGAGGGUUUCUGCUGAGUGUCGCAUGGAGUCGUCUCCUCCCCCCUCCCCGGAAUGUGAGGUAGUGUGUGUUUUUCUCUGAAUAAAACAGGCCCUCCCCAGCGAACUGCCCAAGUCUUCCUUUUGUAUCCUCACCAUCCCGCCCGCCAUCGUUCUUGCCCUGAUUUACAUCCAUCCCAGGCCUGGCCCUUCCCAGCAGUGAGCCUGCUUCCGUUUUGGGCAAAGGCCAGAGCAGGAGGGGAGUGUGGGGAGGCCUCUGUCCUGCAGCCUCUGCCAGGAGCUUAUGGCCCUCUGGUUGUCAUGAUUCCCUAUCCUCCUCUCUCACCAGAACUGAUGGAAGUUGAAGUUUGGCAAUGCCUAGAGGGUCCCCACAGGCUCCAUGUCCUUGUCCUCUGGCCCUCAAGUGAUGGUGUCUGUUGCAGAUCACAUGUUUUGUCUCCCCGCCCCCUCCUCCAGCUGUGUUGCUUCCUCUAGAUUCCAUUUCCAUCUGGCCUCACCUCCUUCUCCAGAGCCAUUUAUGUUGCGGGCUCCCAACCCCAGGGGCUUGGGCCACAGGUCAGCUUGCAGCCUCAGGGAUGCUCGUCUCAGGAUCCAGCCUGCUCUGGUCCCCUCCCUGCUAGGAGCAGAACAGAAAUUGCAAGAGGUCUGCUCCAAAUCAAAGGCCAAAGAUGAGAGCCAGGCCAGGGAGCUGCAGCAGUGCCCGUCUGGGUGAUGCUGCGUCGUCUUGUCCUGUUAGAGCCACAACCUGUUGUUGUCCCCUCCCGUCUCGUUCUGCUGAUGCGUAGCUACAGCACUCCUGGUGCUGCCUUCCGUGGCAGGGACAGUGCCACCUGUGGAAGGUUAAUUGUUUCUCAGCCACCCUGGGGCACAGACUGACAGGAGGUUCAGUCCCAAACAUCUGUUGGCAAAGCUUUUUAAGCUGUGAAAGCAAGAGCUGCUUUAUAGCUCCUCUUUGGUUUCUGGAAGAGUGCACCGUAGGAUUGCACCUUACAUGGGAGUUCAGUUCCAGGAUUUCCAUGUUUACAUGAAAAUUGCAUCAACCCAAACCCUUGGUUUUGCCCUGUAGCUAGCAGGUGAGAGUGGGGAGAAAAAGAGAGAACCCCCAGUCCUCACAAGGCUUUUGUGCCAAGUGGACCUGGUCCAAAGGAGCUUUUAAACUCUUUGCUUGCUGAUCAAGGCCCACUCAGCCAGCGAACUCUGGGAAACUAGAGAUGCUCAUGCAAGAUCUCACAGGAACUUGGCUGGCCCUGCGAGAGCAUCCCAGCGCUGACACACUGAGCCAGCCUUGUCCCCCAAGCAAAGCAGAAACCUUAAAAGCUCUUUAGGCACCAGCUAACCCCAAGCAGACCUGGCACCUAAAUAGCUUAUAAGCUAUCCGCCUUGCUUGGGUUUCAGUUGUGCAAUUGCAACCAGCCUGCCUUCAGCCAUGGAUGGUUGAAAUUGUGCAGGUUAGACACACAUAAGAAGCAGUCAUGCUGUAUUAAGCAAGCGUUGGAGACUAGAUGGUGGCAGGUCAGGCCUGGGGCUGGGCAAGCUUCCCUUCACACCUGGUCCUUGCCACUCUCCUCCCAUUUCUUCAACUGGUUUUAUAUAUUUUGCAGGCGCAAUUAACAUUCUCCCAACUACCAGAGGGCUGGUGGUAAAUGCCAAAGCGGAUGGGGGAGUCCAGCCACCUCCACACCACCCACUUGCUUUCUAUCCUGCUGCUCUUUAAUUUUUUCUGCCUGUCAGCUGACCUUCAUUUAAGCCUCAAAACAAAACCCCACGGAGGCUCAGAACUGGAGCAAAGCUCAGUCCCUUUGGGGAAGUGCCCCCCUCCUGGCUGUGGGAGGUGUUGAAGCCAGCAGUGCCAUGAAGUGAGGGGGCUCCCUGCCAAGUGUCAGGGGUUUUGUUUUACAUUUAUAGGCUGAGGGCACUCACAGAUCUCCUGGGGCUGAGGGGACUUGUGUUUGUUGCAGACUUUCCCCACCCACGUCUAAAAGAGACGAGGCAAUCCUCUCCUUAGCCUCAUUAGUGCUUCCAGACUCUGGCAGAGGAGCUGGGCGUGUCAUGUAAAUAACUGUAAACAAAAAACAAAAAGAUGCUAUAAAAUAAAAAGUGUUGAAGUAA